GCCUCGAGCCCAACCCCUGCAGCGCCCGCAGCGCUCCAAGGCGGGCCCCUGGCGGGGGUGAGAGCAGGCCCGCACCGCAGCUCCCGCACCCCUUUCCCAUUCGUUUCUUCCCAGCCAGUCCUCCUCCCCGCUCGGUCUCUCCGCCUCACCCUCGCAGACGACGGGGGCCGGUCACGGAAAAGGAACGGAAAUAGCGGAAAGCUGCCCUCGGCCAAGAUGGCGCGGGCGGCGUCAGCUCCGAGUGGCGCGGGGCUGGCCGGGCCUGCGAGCCCGCGAGUGGCUUCGCGAGAACCUCUGGGGGGGCUCCCCGGCGGCGCGUUGCAUUGUGGGGUGGCGGCGGCGGCGUUGGGCCGGGCUGCGGAGCGCUUGCUGGGUAGCGGCCAUGGCUUCCUGGGCCGCUCUGUCUCCCAGCAUCGUGGAAUAUUUCGAGGGCGAGGACUUCUACCGCUGCGGCUAUUGCAAGAACGAGUCGGGAAGUCGCUCCAAUGGCAUGUGGGCACAUUCCAUGACAGUACAGGAUUAUCAGGAUCUUAUAGACCGAGGAUGGCGAAGAAGCGGAAAAUAUGUGUAUAAACCUGUCAUGAAUCAAACGUGUUGUCCUCAGUAUACAAUAAGGUGCCGACCUUUACAGUUUCAGCCUUCGAAAUCUCACAAGAAGGUUUUGAAAAAAAUGUUGAAAUUUCUUGCUAAAGGGGAGAUUUCCAAAGGAAAUUGUGAGGAUGAGCCCAUGGAUUCCACAAUGGAUGAUGCUGUUGCUGGUGACUUUGCAUUAAUAAAUAAAUUGGACAUACAGUGUGAUCUCACAACGCUCAGUGAUGACCUCAAAGAGAGCUUUGAGAGUGAAGAGAAGAAAGGAAGAAACUUAAAGAAAGAGGGAUCUAAUGAAUUAAUUCAGUCACAAAAUGUAGAAGAGAAGUUGGGCUCUGGUGAACCAUCACAUUCAGUUAAAGUUCAUACAGUUCCUAAGCCAGGCAAAGGGGCAGAUUUGAGUAAACCUCCAUGUCGAAAAGCAAAGGAAAUCCGGAAGGAAAGGAAAAGGUUAAAACUCAUGCAGCAAAACCCAGCUGGAGAACUCCAGACUCAAAGUCAGACACCAUCUUUGUUUCCAUCAAAGGCUAAAUCCAACCAGCCCAAAUCACUUGAAGAUUUAAUUUUUGAGUCUUUACCAGAGGAUGCAUCGCAUAAGCUAGAGGUGAGGCUGGUGAGAUCAUCUCCACCAAGUUCUCAGUUCAAAGCCACAUUUCAAGAGUCUUACCAGGUCUAUAAACGUUACCAGCUGGUUAUUCACAAGGACCCACCUGAUAAACCAACUGUGAGCCAGGUGAGGUUAGUACCUGUCUCCUUUGAGGACCCAGAGUUCAAGUCGUCCUUCAGCCAGUCCUUUUCUUUAUAUGUCAAGUAUCAAAUGGCCAUACACCAGGAUCCACCUGAUGAAUGUGGGAAGACCGAGUUCACAAGAUUCCUUUGCAGUUCACCUUUGGAGGCAGAGAAUCCCCCUAAUGGACCAGAUUGUGGUUAUGGCUCCUUUCACCAGCAGUACUGGCUUGAUGGAAAGAUCAUUGCUGUGGGGGUGGUUGACAUCCUUCCGUACUGUGUGUCCUCUGUGUAUCUGUACUAUGAUCCCGAUUAUUCAUUUUUAUCUUUGGGUGUCUACUCUGCAUUACGAGAAAUUGCUUUUACUAGGCAACUUCAUGAGAAAACUUCUCAGCUCAGCUAUUAUUACAUGGGUUUCUACAUUCAUUCAUGUCCUAAGAUGAAAUAUAAGGGUCAAUACAGACCUUCUGAUUUGUUGUGUCCUGAAACAUAUGUCUGGGUACCCAUUGAACAGUGCCUGCCUUCACUUGAAAACUCCAAAUACUGCCGUUUCAACCAGGACCCAGAAGCAGUGGAUGAAGGUCGCUGUAAUGAACCUGACCGGUUGCAAGUGUUUCACAAGAAAGCCAUCAUGCCUUACGGUGUUUAUAAGAAACACCAGAAAGAUCCGAGUGAGGAAGCCGCCGUGAUGCAUUAUGCAAGCCUGGUGGGGCAGAGGUGUUCUGAGAGGAUGCUGCUGUUUAGAAGCUGAGCCAAGCUCCCUGUGUGCUCAUCAUUUGUGCCACAGUACCCCCUCAGCUCCUCUGGGAAAUACUGUAACCAGCUACAAAUUAGACUUUUUUAUUUUGACUAUCUUAUGGCUUUUAAACAAUAUUUUGUGGCAGUGUAUUUGUGAGAAUCUCAUGGUUAAUAUAAAAACAUAAAACUAUGUUAUGACCUCCAUUUAUCGUUUUGGAGGAUUGUUUCUGGAGCAAAAUAUGCUAAACUUCUCGUUAAUAUUUUGGGAAGUGAAACUAAGAAGUGAAUCUAAGUAAUUUUAAUCACAGUUGUGCUUAUUUUGUUCUGUUAGACAAAACAGGCUAUUUCCUCAGACCCAUUUGAAACACAGGUUGUGCUACAACAGAAGACCUUCAGUAUGCGGAUGGUGUAAAGUCUGUUUCAUCACUUAGCAAAUACCGCUGCUCACGAGAACAAAGCAGUGCUGUUACUCAAUGUUCAAUGUUAAGUUGCUGCCAAUGUUCUGUUAUGUAGCUUCAUAGAGAACUUGAAGAAAAAAUACAUUUUAAAAAAGAUCUUGUGUUAGCAUUGUUCAGGACAGGUCUGUUCAUGUCUGUUACUUUGGCAUAAUUUCUUCCCUAUAAUAAUUGUUAUUAGUGCUCUCUUUUACUCUCAAGUAUCCCUGAUUUGGACAAUAAAAAAAUGUAAUUACUCUAUUAUUUGCUUUUUUCUAAAAAUCUUGGAAAUGAAAUUUGUUUGUUUUUUUUUUUUUUUUAAGAAAAAUGUUGAUUUCUGCUUUGAUACAAGCCUCAUCCAAAGGAAAUAGACACUAAUUUUUCUUCCCUUAGAACUCAGGCCACUUGUCUUUGGUUAUUGAUGACAAAUAGUUGUUGUCUGGCUGCUUUUACAGCUGUGCCACAAAUUGCAUUUACGUAGGAACCAUUCUGACCUUCAUGUUCCUGGCUAAAAGGUGGAACAAUCCAUUUCCGCCCUUUGAUUUGAGAGCCGGAGAGUAGAUGCUACCCUUGGUGAUCCCAAGAAGAGGCCCCUUCGGUCCUCUCACUUUCUCUUGUUGACCCCUUUGCCCAUUCAAUAAGUGCCCACUGCCAAGGCAGCAGGCACCACGCCAGGUACCAGGAGGCGAAUCGUACACGUCAGGUCUCAGCUCUGAUUGAGUUGUCUUGGAAACAGGAUAAAGACGCAAGAGGGUUAUUUUCCUGUGCACUCGUCCUCAGCCAAUCUUUGCUGCUGCUGCUGCUGCUUGUCCACCAACCCCUUUUCAGUCCCCAUUUUGCCAUUUUUCUGCUUUCUAUUGAUUGAACUUUUUAAAAGUUAUAUUAUAAAACUUCAGGGCAGCACCUAUGGCUCAAAGGAGUAGGGUGCCGGCCCCACGUACCAGAGGUGGUGGGUUCAAACCCAACCCCGGCCAAAAACAGCAAAAAAAAAAAAAAAAAAAAAACUUCAUAGUUUGAAUCUCAUUGCUACUUUAAACUUUUCUCUAAAGGGCAUUUAAUGUCAAUUAAACAUUUAGAAAAUAACCUUCAGCUGGUUAGAAUAAAAAGACUAUGAAACAAUGGUUUAAAAAAUCAAAUGUCUACAAAUUCAGUGUCCAAGUCAACCGUAUUUCUUCAUUCAGCAUGUGUGUGUGUCACACUUGCUGUGUUCUGGGUACUUUGCUUACUGGGACAACAUAGUGAACAAAGCCAUUUUCUUUGAUUAUAAAGAUUUUACAUGGAAUUUUGACCUUCAAAAUAGUUUCCUAAGAGCCUUUAGAAAAUUUUUAUUGGAACUUCCCUAAGAAUAUAUAGAAUUUUUUGUCUUACUCCUAAAAUGAAGAUAGCUUCAUUUUAUGACUUUUUUGAAUUACAAAAGUGAUACUAUAAGCAGUUAAAACUUUACAAAAAGUAUAAAAAAAAAGUAUAAAUAAGAAUAUAAUCUAAAAUCCUGCCAUGCACGGAGAAAGAAAGAACUGGUGUAUGUUCAUAUACACACAUGUAAUUUUAUAGACAUAGAAGUAUGCCCUACAUGCUCAGCAGUAAACUGUAGGCUUAUAUGAAAUCUGAAAUUUAAGUAGGGGAGGAUCAGCACUUGGUUCCCUUGGCAUUUGGAUGUGUCCUGGUUGAAAGAGCAGCAUACAGAAGAUCACAACUCUUCGUUAUGAAAUGAUGCUCAAGCGUUGCGAUCUAACAUCUUAACCAUAACUCCGGUUUCUUCCUGCAGAAUCCAUUUGAUCCCCUCAGAGGAACAUGAUUUGUCACCCCUAUCUGUGAACCACUGUGCUGUCCCUGAGGGUGGCAUUCUAGGUUGGCUCCACUCAAGCUUCAGAGUGAUUGGGGCAUGAACAUUCUUCAAUUCAGUAGCUAUAUUCAUGCAUAUGGUUGUUUGAAAAUAGGUAAUGUAUUGAUCCUGGUAGCCAGAGGGUCUUCAAAGGAGACUCUUAGGAGCCCCAGUUGAGUGGAUAUCACUCGUGGGCUAGAAAAGGCAGUCAAAGAAAGUGACCCAAUUCCAUUAGUUGACAGCCAGCCUAGCCCAGAGAUAUGAUUUUACUGUAAUGGUUUUCAUCUAAAUAAAGACACACGAGAACUUUCAAACACAGGUUAUGUUUUUCCCAGGCAGGAAGCUUUGCGUUUGCAAUUUUAGUCUGUGCCCCUUCUGAUUUCAAAUAAAUUCACACUUACCUUUCUGUCUUGGGAGCAAAGAUAUAAUUUUGAUUUUUCCAUGCUAUCAUUUUAUUUAAAUUAUUUCAGGUCUAAGAGAUUUUUGUUAUUUUUUAAUGUUAUCUGAGCACUUUUUUAUAUUCUAAAAGAUAGAGGCUAUUAUCAGAUAAAUACAUUCAUUUGAUUAAAAUUUAGAUAAAUUAUUAAUGUUUAUGUUUGCCUACAAAUGGCUUAUUUUUCAUCCAUUUUGCAAAUAUCAGUUAUGUGUGGUUUCUUAACAUGUCAAAAUCUAUUAUGUAAAAAUCUUUUUCAGAUUUCUGGAAGGUAUAUGGUUUGAUUUUAUAGAAAUUGAAUUGUUUCAGUAUGAAUAAAGAUGAUAAAGAAUAUGAUGAACAGUUAAUUAAAAUGUAUUGUUAAAAGAAAGAUUAGGUGGAAACAGUCGAGACAUGUUUGGAUUUGUAAGCUUUUCAAAAGCAAAACCAAUGAAUGUGAGGCAAAACAAGUUUGGUUGCAUGUGGUAUUUUUUGUUUUUGUAUAUGCUUUUUGAAUAAUCCAUUUGAUAAAGCUUGAAUGGAAAAAAUAAAGCUGUUUUUAU
Nycticebus coucang (slow loris) is the source of this 5283-nucleotide messenger RNA. RefSeq names its product arginyltransferase 1 (gene ATE1). Lineage: Eukaryota; Metazoa; Chordata; Mammalia; Primates; Lorisidae. Gene Ontology annotation, molecular function: arginyl-tRNA--protein transferase activity. Gene Ontology annotation, cellular component: cytoplasm. The transcript has 13 exons. The record is from RefSeq and is a predicted model, not a curated record. Gene Ontology annotation, biological process: protein arginylation. Bases 383 to 2065 code for a protein of 560 amino acids.